Messenger RNA from Lactuca saligna, 1324 nucleotides. NCBI's taxonomy places the organism in Eukaryota, Viridiplantae, Streptophyta, Magnoliopsida, Asterales, Asteraceae. The record is from the annotation of a GenBank genome assembly.
AUGAUUCCCGCUUUCCUAUAUAACAGUUUGCCCUUCUCUAUAUCUCUUGCAAGUUGUAUCAUAGCUUUAACCUACAAAAUUGAAAUCAUAAAACACUCAAUUUCGUUAGUUUUUGUCAAAGUAGUAUCAAGUGGUGGUGGACACUAUCCCCCACAACAUACAACAUACCCUCCUCAAGGGUAUGGUUAUCCUCCUGCUGGUUAUCCCCCAUAUGGUGGGUAUCCAUCAAACGGUGCUGGUGGAUAUCCGCCGCAUGCAUAUCCUGGUUCAUCAGCUCCCUAUCAUUCAGGGCAUGGUGGUCAUGGAGGGCAUGGUAUGGGAUUCCUAGCUGGUGGUGCAGCACUUGGGGCUGCUGCAUAUGGCGCGCAUCAAGUGUCACAUGGAUAUGGUUCCCAUGGUUAUGGAGCUCAUGGCUAUGGUGGCUAUGGACAGCACCAUGGUAAGUUCAAGCACGGGAAGUUUGGUAAGCAUGGGAAGUUUGGCAAGCAUGGAGGGAAUGUUACUUAUCAAUUGAAACUAAACAAUCUGCUAAAUUCCAAUUCACAUUACCCAAUUAGGCAAUAUCAUAUAACAUAUCCACCUCUUGCGUAUCCUUAUCCUCCUCCUGUAGGUUACCCACCUGCUGCUUAUCCUCAUCAUGGUGGAGGUUAUCCUCCCGUGUGUCCUCCGGCUGGAGGUUAUCCUCCGGUAGCCUAUCCUGCAUCUUCAGCUCCUUAUUAUUCAGGGCAUGGAAGGCAUGGUCAUGGAGUGGGAACAUUCCUUGCUGGAGGUGCAGCUGCAGUGGCUGCUUCUUAUGGAGCUCAUCAUAUGCCUCACCAUGGCUAUGGGUCACAUGGUUAUGGUUAUAACUAUGGGUGUCACCAUGGUAAAUAUAAGCACGGAAAGUUCAAGCAUGCGAAGUUUGGUAAGCGCUGGAAGCAUGGCGGGAUGUAUGGGAAGCACAAAUGGUGAAAUGAUUUCUGAAGUGAUGUGUGAUGUUUGAACAAUUCUCAUAUAAUCUAAUCGAAGAAUCGAAGUGUUUUAUAAGCAUAAUCAUGCAUGGAGAAUUAUUGUGAAGUGGAAAUCAAGACAUGUAUGAUUUUCGUGUACUAGCUAGUUAAAACUGAGAUUGGAACAAACAAGUUUUUUUUAAUGCAUACAUGAAAGUGAGAGCAAAAAAAAGACAUUACACCACAAGGAAAAAGGCCAUUACCGGCCACAAAAGUCGCCGGUAAAAGUCCCAAAAAUCGCCGGUACCGAUAAUAGCGGCGACGCGUCACCGGUAAUGAGUUGCCGCUACUGCCUCGUCGCUAUUGAUCAGUUUGUCGCCGCUAAAGAUAAUAGU